AUGAUAGCAGUGAAAUCAUCUACAUCAUCACUUGUUGUUGGAAUCGUUGUGGUUGGUGGACGUGUCGGAGAAGACGUUUCUGCUAGAGUCGUUUGGGUCGUUAGUAAACCAGUUGUCGUGGUUGGAGGAGGGUUUAGGACCGGAAAGUACGUCUGCCAAUGUUUCUAUCGCAUGUUGGACCUCUCUGACCCACUUUUUCCAGGCACGAACCUGUAA
This is a messenger RNA of Caenorhabditis briggsae, 216 nucleotides long. NCBI's taxonomy places the organism in Eukaryota, Metazoa, Nematoda, Chromadorea, Rhabditida, Rhabditidae. The record is from RefSeq and is a predicted model, not a curated record. The coding region runs from base 1 to 216 and encodes 71 amino acids. The transcript has a single exon.